UGAAUCCACCACAGAAGAGGCUCCGUGACUACUGACUAUUUAGUGCGCUUCUGUUGAAUCAUUUGGCGUGAACAAUUUGUAAGAUUUCUUUAAAUAAAAUAAGUAAAAUCUGUAAUUGUUGAGCACUCAGAGAUUACUUGGAUAAAGACCAUUCAGUUCUUUUUUUGGCAGAAAUUGUCAUGAAAAUGACAGAGGUAAACAACGCUGUUGAGCCAAGUGUAACUGAAGAGGAUGUUCGACUACUAAUAAAAAGAAAGGAAGAAAUAGAAGAGCAAAUCAAAGCAUACUACGACAUGCUCCAAGCUCAGGGAGGUGUAGGCAUGGAUGGUCCUCUGGUUGAUGUCGAAGGCUUUCCUCGUGCCGAUGUGGAUUUGUACAAGGUCCGAACAGCAAGGCACAGUAUCUCUUGUUUACAGAAUGAUCACAAAGCUAUCAUGGUGGAGAUAGAGGAGGCUCUUCAUAGGCUCCAUGCUACAGCACGGGUCAGACAUGAGAAGGAUGAGACAAAGAUGGAAGCCACUGAACAGUCUGUGUCUCCGCCAUCCCCAUUUGCCCUGGUAGAUGCUGUAACACAGGGUUCCCCUGCUUUUCAGGCUGGUUUGCGAGUUGGCGAUGAGAUUAUGGAGUUUGGGUCCGUAAAUACACAAAACUUCAGGAAUCUGCGUGACAUCGCUUCUGUUGUCCAACAUAGUGAAGGGAAAUCCCUACGUGUUGGAUUAUUUCGAAAUGGACAAGAAGUGCAUCUUAAUUUGACUCCUCGGAACUGGUCUGGUAGAGGACUGCUAGGGUGCAACUUAGUGCCUCUUCAGAGAUGACCAGUGAAAGUUCAAGGAUCAUCUUUAAUGACAAACAACACAACUCUGAACUUGAUCAAUUUUAUUGCUUGUUUUGGUCUUGCAAAUUGUAAAAUUGAGUCAAGUUAAUAAAUACCCAGGAGAGAUGACAAGAA
Megalobrama amblycephala (Wuchang bream) is the source of this 949-nucleotide messenger RNA. RefSeq names its product proteasome 26S subunit, non-ATPase 9 (gene psmd9). The transcript is spliced from 6 exons. Gene Ontology annotation, biological process: proteasome regulatory particle assembly. The record is from RefSeq and is a predicted model, not a curated record. Lineage: Eukaryota; Metazoa; Chordata; Actinopteri; Cypriniformes; Xenocyprididae. Gene Ontology annotation, molecular function: protein binding. The coding region runs from base 180 to 815 and encodes 211 amino acids. Gene Ontology annotation, cellular component: nucleus; cytoplasm.